Macadamia integrifolia is the source of this 4389-nucleotide messenger RNA. Its product is annotated as 60S ribosomal protein L2, mitochondrial. Gene Ontology annotation, cellular component: ribosome. Lineage: Eukaryota; Viridiplantae; Streptophyta; Magnoliopsida; Proteales; Proteaceae. Gene Ontology annotation, biological process: cytoplasmic translation. The record is from RefSeq and is a predicted model, not a curated record. Gene Ontology annotation, molecular function: RNA binding; structural constituent of ribosome.
UGUUUUGUUUAAUGAGAAAAAGCGAUCAAAGGAGUGUGUUCGGAGAAUGAGCCUCGGGGAUUGGGUAUCAAUUAUCGGUUUCACUGCUCCAUGGAGGUGGGCACCAGACCCGCCGUAAUCUCCUGUUAUUCCCUGGGUUGUUGGAUCAGCACUGGCCCCAAUUUAUGCUAUUAUUGCAUCGAAGGCUAUGUUAGGUGCAUCUCGAACAAGAUGAUCCAAUUCCCCGGCUUUGACGAGGUAUUCAAUCAGUCCCGCAUUCAUCUCUUAUCCGUCCGAGUGAAAUGGGUUCAUUCCGUCUAGCGCAAGAAGCACCAGCUGCAGAUCAAUCCGAUAGCAUAUCUAUACCUAGGAGCAGCACUGGCUAAGGAUCCGCACCUGUAAGCGGAGCCGAGCAGGGCUGGGCCCCUACUAGUAAAGGGAAAACGGAAGUCAUUCAGUUUACUGAAAAAAGAAGUCUCUCAUAAUCUCGUAUUUUAUACUAAUCACAGUGGCUAUCUUUCUUCAAGUGAGAGAUCGGAUCGAGAAACCAUCCCCCAAAGGGUGCUGCUUCGGUCACCGGUGGUGUUCCAAACCGGCACUAGCUCUAUAAGUCUUCAAAACAACCCACUGGAUUUUCUUCUUCGUAAGGGGAGGAAGAUGAGGCUAAACAGCUAUAUUGGACUUUCGAUUUUGCGUUGUUAUUUUCACGAGGUUGUAAAUAAUCCAAUGUUCAGUGAGAUGACUUUACUACUGACUGAAUCGCUUGAAUUAGUGGAAGGAAACGAGGCUUCUGGCCCGGCUGGUCCCACUGGAGAGGAGAGUUUUGACUGCGAAAGAGGCAGGGGCGCGUCUGGUGGUAUCGUAUAUAAGAUCACGGCUGCAUUUAGGGAGCCCGAAGGGCUUCUUCAACAAGCCGGUAGUGAUCUCACUUUCGAAAGAGAGUCUCGACGUGGCGGUGUACACGUAGCUCCAUAGCGGAGCGGCUACCGGGCGACCGACCUAUCGGACCUGGUAAAAAAGCAAGUGAAAGAAGGACCAACGACGAUCCUAUCCUAAAGGAGAAGGAGGAGGAGGUGGGCUAAAAGCGCCUGGUUCGAAUGAUUACGAGAUACACAAUGAGACAAAGCCUACAGGGGAGAGCACUUAGACAAUUCACUUUUUUUACAGGGAAGUCUGCUGGGAGGAAUUCCUCAGGGCGUAUUACGGUUUUUCACCGAGGGGGUGGAUCGAAGCGAUUGCAGCGAAGAAUUGAUCUGAAACGAAGCACUUCGUCUAUGGGCAUUGUAGAAAGGAUAGAAUAUGACCCUAAUCGUUCUUCUCGGAUCGCUCCAGUACGAUGGAUCGAGGGGGUGCAGCUACGCCGCCAGAGGAAAUGCAACACGAUAGAAGAGUUCGCUCCGCCGCGUAAGAUCCUCGAACCUACCACGACCACCAUCCGCGGCCUAUUUUCGUUCUCUUCCCUGCCCGGGAAGGUGGAUCAAAGAAAGGUAGCUUGCUUCUCUCCUGGACUGAUGGCGGCUUAUGUAGUGGUCGGCCUUCCUACCAGAAUGCCUCCUUGGUCGAAGAGCCAAGCCAGCGCAGGCAAGGUAUAUCCUUGCGCGAAGGACGUUUUCUUCUCUGCCCUCUCCUCUCCAAAGGCCAAGGGAGAGACUGCAUCCCUUUCCUUCGGUAGCUCUUUUGGUUUCCCAAGGAUAGCGGUAGCUGGGGCAAAGCCCGCUUUCUUCGCUCCGCGAAUGAGAGAGAAAGUAAGAGGAAAAAACACGUUCUCUCUUUGCGAGGUCCGAAAGUGGAGAACGCAUAGCAUUCUCUGGGCACAUAGGAUCAAACGUAAAGCAGCGCUUUCUUGGCAGAGUUUUAGGCGGCAAGAGACUGACGGGCUUGUUGGAGCUGCUGAGCAUAACGAAUCGAAGCCGAAGACGGAUCAAGGUAGCUUGCCUGCCAAGCCGAUAGGCGAAGGGCCGAAGGAUGGAGCGUGCAAAGUCGAUCUCACACGGGAAGAGAGGUCAAAUGGCAAGAUGGCCAUACGCCCGUUUGGCUCCUCGCGGAGUAUAGCUCAUAUCCAACAUCUGAUUGGGGAACGGGGCAACGCCCAUGAAGCUCCGGCGGAAAGGGAAGGCCUGCCAGGCCGUAUGCCCAUGGGUGCAGGAUUCUUCGAAAAAGCGCGGGCUGACUCGGAGACCUGGGACCUUGGCUUAGCAACGAAUGAAGGAAGCUCUUCGAGCUUUCUCCGCCAGCGGCUUAUGUAGUGGUCGGCCAACUAAAGCUCGCGUUGCUUCGCUUCCCUCCCCCCUUACUGAACUAAAGUAGUCGUCGGCCUUCUAUAAGCGACUUGUCGAGUCCCAUUCAAGCUAGUUGGGGCUUUGCUUCUUGUAGUCGGCCCGUAAUGCCUCCCUUCAUUUGCUUGCCUCCUUCCAGCCCAGAAUGCCUACAGACUAGAAACUAACCGCUAGAAGCUCACCCUUCGGGUGUCGCUUCCAGCGCAGGAGGCCAAGCAUUCUGUCAGACGUCCCGGCCUGAGAGCCCCGUUCGCCUUUGGUACUUCAGUAUAUCUUCAAAAAGAAAAGCGCUACUUCAAUGCAGCCUUAACUACAACUACAUUACGCAAGCCCCACCGAUACCUACCUAUAGAGUCAAAGUACCAGUGACGGUGACUUUGACGGUUUAUGGAUUCAGUAAGCUAAACUCCAUCAAACUCCUCAAUCAAUAUCAACAAACAACAUGUCGUGACCAGCGAAGAAAACAACAGGGUGGUCUACGAUCAGCAGCAAGCAAGAAGCCGGAUGCGCUAACGCGCCCCCAGCAAGAAAAGGCCUACCGCUAGAUAAACGGGCUAACGCGCCCAUGCAACCAAGCAACGGCUGAUCGUAGACCACCGUUGCCUUGACUCUGUUAGGGGCGCAGUAGUUUGAUUGCUGCGCGUGCUAACGCGUCAAAGCAUGCUAACGCACAACGGCGCGAGCGACGUUGCUUCUUUGGUCGUAGAUCAGCUAGGGCGCGGAAGCGAGCCUUUGGCUCGCCUUGUUCUGGCGCGCGCCUUACUCAAAUAGGGGCGGAAGGACUUUCUUCUUGGUUUAGAGUUGGGCUAAGUAGCGCCUUUACGUCUAAGGGUGCUUGAGCGCCUAGCGGCUUGCUUUUUGGCCGCUUGCGAAGAAAGCCCCUAACCUAGGUUGGGCUAACGCGCGCCCCUACCCUAGACGGUUAGGGGCUUUCUCGCUUGUUGCCUCCGUUUGUGAUCUACGACCACCCUCCGUUUGCCCUUUAUUAGUAAGGGGCAAGCACUUGGGCGGAGUAAAGCGGAUCGUAGAGCACCGUUGCGCUAACGCGCGCGCUGUAGUUUUUCAGCUUGGUUGACUUUGUAAUGUAAACUAACUAAUAGGCGGCGUUUAUUCAAACAAAGGGAACCGUUAAUCCUUGGGUAAGUAGUACAGUACGACAAUUGUUGUACUAUUAAGUAGCUGUACAACAGAAUGUCGUUCGCCUUUACUUUUGUAUUGAGUAGUACUUAAACUUAAGUAGCUAAGUUUCCAAAGGUGAACAGCCCCCUGUCCUUUAUAGUCGUAAAGAGCUUCUCAGAAAAGGAAGGAGGCAUUCGAAAGGCCGACCACUAUAUAAUAGGCAUUCUGGGGAAGGCCGACGACUACACGGAGAGAUCUCUAUACCAAGUCAUGAGCGAUAGCGAAGCCGCCUAUAGGCGAAGGGACGAAAGCCCGGCGAAGGUUAGACCUGAGAAAGUACGAAAAUAAGUACGCCCACGGAGCGGUGACGAAGUCACUUAGCCGAGCCGAGGCCCACGGAGCGGUUAUUGAAUAACUUAGUCGAAGAAAGUGAGAUUUUGGUUAUGAAAUAGCUUAGUUGGUUGAAGGUAAGUGAAAGAGUUCAACUAACCUUAGCUGUUCUACAAAGGGGAAAAGCCCACGGAGCGGUUACAGAGUCACUUAGCCGUCUACAAAGGGAAAGGCGUCGGUACGGAGUUGCGUCAGCUGUGGAUAUAGACUAGGCUAAGGAACGGAGUCAACAACUAUGGACCGAGACUACACUAAGGAACAAGGAAGCUUGACUGAGCAAAGAAGUCAAGGAACGAAGCUGCUUCUCUAAUAGCCCCGUUGAAUAGGAGGGCGAAGGCUUUUUGAAAAAGUCUUUUUUGUCUUGUAAAUCAAUUUAUAAAAAAAAUAUUUAGAGAGAGGGGGCUUCAAGUUCUUAGGAAGAGCCGUACGAGGCAGCUCACGUACGGUUCGGGAGCCGAGCCCCAGCACAGGGGCUUAGGUCAACACUUAUAUAAUAGCCAGUCAUCAAUUGGAAGCGGGCAAGAUGGUGAUGAAUUGCGAUUGGUCCAAACCUUCGACCAGCGGCUUCUUGCGACCUGCCCAGAAUGCCCAUACAUACCAAGACCUUGUUCACACAGCGAAUAAA